This is a messenger RNA of Rhizopus microsporus ATCC 52813, 828 nucleotides long. RefSeq names its product ribosomal protein L14b/L23e. The record is from RefSeq and is a predicted model, not a curated record. The coding region runs from base 282 to 695 and encodes 137 amino acids. Gene Ontology annotation, molecular function: large ribosomal subunit rRNA binding; structural constituent of ribosome. NCBI's taxonomy places the organism in Eukaryota, Fungi, Mucoromycota, Mucoromycetes, Mucorales, Rhizopodaceae. The transcript has 2 exons. Gene Ontology annotation, biological process: translation. Gene Ontology annotation, cellular component: cytosolic large ribosomal subunit; ribosome.
UAAUAAGUGAUCUGCAAAUACCUAAGAGUCCAAAAUUGCCAAAAGUAAUCACUGUAAAAAAUUAGUCCGGCACGGAAUAAUUUUGCUUUGGCAUUUCAUUACAAACUUGCCUAAUAUAGUAAGUAAAUUGAAAUUCAGCUGCUGGAGGAAGGGGGGACAGGUAUGAAGAGCGAGAGUGGGGGGAGGUUUACCUGUGUGGUGCAAGUGGCAAGUGAUGUACAAAGUGGAAAGUGGCCCCAUCUUUGGAUUAUUCUCUCUCUCUUUCCUUAUUCCUGUAGAAAAUGCCUAAGGUUAGCGUUUCCGGAACCAAGUACCGUAUGACUCUCGGUUUACCCGUUGGUGCUGUCAUGAACUGUGCCGAUAACUCUGGUGCCAAGAACUUGUAUGUCAUUGCUGUUCGUAACAUCAAGGGUCACUUGAACAGACUCCCCGCCGCCGGUUGUGGUGACAUGGUUGUUGCUACCGUCAAGAAGGGUAAGCCCGAAUUGAGAAAGAAGGUUUUGGCUGCUGUUGUUGUUCGUCAACGCAAGGCCUGGCGCCGUAGAGAUGGUGUCUUCCUUUACUUUGAAGAUAACGCUGGUGUCAUUGUUAACCCCAAGGGUGAAAUGAAGGGUUCCGCUAUCACUGGUCCCGUUGCCAAGGAAUGUGCUGAUUUGUGGCCUCGUAUUGCUUCUGCUGCUGGUACUGUCGUCUAAAUGAAAAUUAAUAAAAAGAAAAAGAGAAAACGAUGUGCACACCUAUAAAAAUACGCGCAGGAAAAAAAAAAAGACUAAAAAUUUACAGUUUUUCUAUUGUUUCUCUUUUUUUUUUCUCUUUUUUAUAAAUCCA